GCUGGGGCAGGCAGCGCGGGGCAGCGCCGUGCGCCACUGGCGGCCGCACAGGUAGUGCAAGACGCAGGGCACCGUGCCGGGCACGGGAGGGGGUCCCUGCGCUCGGGUCCUUACUUGUCGUCGUAGCUCCAAGACACCCCCACCCCCAACAUCCCCUUCUGAGACGCUGGCCUGUUUGAAGAUUCAUUCCGCCUUCUCCAGUAGCUCGGGACACCCUGACUCUCCUGUCCAUGCCUCCUAGAGCCCCCUCCUCGCUGUCACCUCGUGCCCUGCAAUAGUUUCAGGACCCCAAGGAGCAAAUCAGCCCCUGCGGACUCGCCCAGUGAAGAGAACGAGCUGGCUCUGCUGUGGAACUUGGAACAGACGCCUGGGAGGCUUCGCUGAGGCCCGGGAGAGAGGUGUCUUCCUCCCUGUCGCGCCAGGUCAGGCGGAGACGCCAAGCUUUGGGGUGCUGAGAGACCUCCAGAUUACUGCAGUGGAUUUGUGAUCAGCGUGGGCCGCUCUCCCAGGAGGCCUGGACAGGGGCCCCCGGGCUGGAGGCAUGUGGCUACCGCGUGUGUCCAACUCGGCGGUGACCGCACUCCUGCUGGCACAGACCUGCCUCCUGCUCUUUCUGGUCUCCCGACCAGGGCCAUCAUCGCCAUCAGGCAGCGAGGAGCGAGUGCACGUGCUGGUGCUGUCCUCGUGGCGCUCGGGCUCGUCCUUCGUGGGCCAGCUCUUCAGCCAGCACCCCGAUGUCUUCUAUCUGAUGGAGCCCGCUUGGCACGUGUGGGCCGCCCUGUCGCACGGCAGCGCUUCCGCGCUACACAUGGCCGUGCGCGACCUGGUACGCUCCGUCUUCCUGUGCGACAUGGACGUGUUCGACGCCUACAUGCCCUGGCGCCGCAGCCACAACCUCUCCGACCUCUUCCAGUGGGCGGUGAGCCGCGCGCUGUGCUCGCCACCCGCCUGCAGCGCCUUCCCCCGCGGCGCCAUCAGCAGCGAGGCCGUGUGCAAGCCGCUGUGCGCGCGCCGGCCCUUCGGCCUGGCGCAGGAGGCCUGCCGCUCCUACAGCCACGUGGUGCUCAAGGAGGUGCGCUUCUUCAACCUGCAGGUGCUCUACCCGCUGCUGCGCGACCCCGCGCUCAACCUGCGCAUCGUGCACCUGGUGCGCGACCCGCGGGCCGUGCUGCGCUCCCGCGAGCAGACAGUCAAGGCUCUGGCGCGCGACAACGGCAUCGUGCUGGGCACCAACGGCACGUGGGUGGAGGCCGACCCCGGCCUGCGGGUGGUGCACGAGGUGUGCCGCAGCCACGUGCGCAUCGCCGAGGCCGCCGCGCUCAAGCCGCCGCCCUUCCUGCGCGGCCGCUACCGCCUGGUGCGCUUCGAGGACCUGGCGCGGGAGCCGCUGGCCGAGAUCCGUGCGCUCUAUGCCUUCGCCGGCCUCAGCCUCACGCCGCAGCUCGAGGCCUGGAUCCACAACAUCACGCACGGUACCGGGCCUGGCGCGCGCCGCGAAGCCUUCCAGACCUCGUCCAGGAACGCGCUCAACGUCUCCCAGGCCUGGCGCCACGCGCUGCCCUUCGCCAAGAUCCGCCGCGUGCAGGAGCUGUGCGCCGGGGCGCUGCAGCUGCUGGGCUACAGGCCGGUGUCCUCUGAGGUCGAGCAGCGCGACCUGGCCCUGGAUCUGGUGCUGCCACGCGGCCCCAGCAGCUUCAGCUGGGCGUCGUCCACCAGCUCACACAGGGUCCCUUAGUCUAGGCCCUAGUUGAGGCAAUUUUGGGGCCUGGGAGUCGAGUGCCUGGUGCAGAGGGGGUGGGGCACACAGGGAAGCAGGUCCUUCCCCUACUAGGAACUGGGAGUGCGGGGUCCUCCCCUGAAGUGGGAAAGGACUCAGUCCCAGACUCCAUGUUUCUUUCUCUCCCGGUUCUUGGCUUUCUUUUCAGUCCUCUCUAUGAGCCGAAUUCCCAUCAGGUCUCUCUUCACGGUAAGUGAAAAUCUUGCCCCCCACUUCCUUUGAGCACAGGGAGAAAAUUCAGAUGGCUUGGCUCCCAGUCAAGCGCUUUCUUUCCUCUUAACUCUCUCGGCUGGAAUCCACCCUGCAGCAGCUGAGAGGGAUUCCCCAGCCCUGGCUGUGAGUUAAAGGGCACUGAAGUCUGUACAUCUCUCUCUCUCUCUCUCUCUCACAUACACACACACACACACACACACACACACACACACACACACAGAGCCUGGACUCUCUUCUCCGUAUGACUUUGGCGUCACACUCCAUCAAAGCCAUUGGCCGUUAUAUUCCCCUGUGUCUUCAGUGAGAAACCAGACAAGACACCUUGUGGUCUUGUGGUCUCCCACUGGCUUGUCCCUACCCACCUCUCAGGAGCACCCCUCAUCACCCUGCCCAGGUCAGGUGAACCUUUGAUUCCUCCCGACAAAGGGAAAGAUCCUACCUACAGAAAUGAACAUAGUAAUUUACCUGUGUGAUACAGAUUAGAGUUUACAGCCUGCAAAGUUUGAAAAGCGAACUCAGAAGUGAAGGGACUUGUCCAAGGUCACCCAGUGAGAAGGGGGAUGAAGGGAGGAGAGAGAUUUUGCUCUCACAUUCCACUGGGGAGAGGAGCGUGAAUCAGGUGUGCAGUGACCUAUGUCCUGGAUGAAGAAGGGUCAGAUUUUCCCGUUUUCUUUACUUUAGGGAACAGCAGGCAGAGUCAUGGCAAGGGACAUGGCUGGGGGAUACAGGAGGCUGUAAAUUCUGGGCACAGAGCUUAUCAUGCUGGAUGAGCCAGAAGGAAGGCAGUGGGGAGGAAAGGUCGGGGGAGACAGGGCUGAGGGGGGCAGGGCAGCAAGCCGGGCACAGCGGUGCCAGAGCUGGAGGUUGGCAGCCUAAUUGCUGCCUGGAAGGCAGGUGGGGCCGGUCAUGGGGUGAACGCAGCUAGGCAGGCUCACCAGGAGGUUGGAAGAGGAAAGGCUCUGGGCUGCUUCUGUCUUCCUUGGGACUUCCGGGCCAGGCCCUGGAGGAGAGCAGAGUGAGACUCCUGCCUGCAGGCCACCCCACCUGGCUCUGGCCACAGAGGGGCUCAUGGAAGGGGUACUGGAUGUGCGGAGGGCUUAGUCCUGAGCUCAGGAAAUGGGAGCCAAGAGUUACUCAGUACGUGUUUAAAAGAAAAGCUCACAGAACCUCUGGGAAGGACAAGGAAGCAGAUCUGAGGCCACACAAGUCAACGCAAUUACACUGGGGCACAGAACUGGUCUCGGACUGAGACGGUGGCCACCAGAACUUCUGACCUUUUUAUCUCUGAAAUGAGGGAGCUGCCUUCAUGAUCAGUUGCCAUCAGUUGCCAGGAGGGAUGUGGCCACUAGCUUUGGACUCUCAGCCUGGGUGUGGGCUUAGAUUGGUAGGACCUGGGUUGUGAACUGACAUCCUCACAAGGAAGCUGACAGGGCAAGGAGGAUCUGGCAUUUUCUACUUUACUUGAAGUGAGCACGGGUAUAUUGACUUUGAAGCUGAAGCCAGUUGGAGACUCCUUCCCAUUUUAGAAGCUUCAAUCCACAGAAAACAUGGAUCUUUCCCUGCUGAUAUGACAAGGGGAAGGUAUUUUAAACCACAGAUUUAUCAUUGGGUAUUCUGCAGCUUAGAAGGUGUUAGUCGAUUCAAGCCAUUGUAACAAAAAUACUUUAUUUUUUUUUUUAAGAUAUGGGGUCUUAUUCUGUCCUCCACUCUGGAGUGCAGUAGCACGAUCAGAGCUUACUGCAGCCUCAAACUGGGGUUGAGUAUGUUGCCCAGGCUGGCCAUG
This is a messenger RNA of Lemur catta (Ring-tailed lemur), 3773 nucleotides long. Its product is annotated as carbohydrate sulfotransferase 6. Gene Ontology annotation, cellular component: Golgi membrane. The record is from RefSeq and is a predicted model, not a curated record. Bases 542 to 1735 code for a protein of 397 amino acids. NCBI's taxonomy places the organism in Eukaryota, Metazoa, Chordata, Mammalia, Primates, Lemuridae. The transcript has 3 exons. Gene Ontology annotation, molecular function: N-acetylglucosamine 6-O-sulfotransferase activity. Gene Ontology annotation, biological process: N-acetylglucosamine metabolic process; carbohydrate metabolic process; keratan sulfate proteoglycan biosynthetic process.